Messenger RNA from Cherax quadricarinatus, 1950 nucleotides. The record is from RefSeq and is a predicted model, not a curated record. NCBI's taxonomy places the organism in Eukaryota, Metazoa, Arthropoda, Malacostraca, Decapoda, Parastacidae.
CAUGUUUGUCUCAGCAUGAUUGCUGAGGGUGUCUUGACUGCAGAGACGCUUAGAGACAUGGCGCUUGAGUGGAUGGGAAAGAUGCCAGGAUGGGAGAGCAUUGUUCUCCUGGGCCUUCUCCUCUUCCUCCUCCUAAUCUUCGUCGCUCCAGGAAGACGACCUCCAAAUUUUCCUCCCGGUUUGCCAAUGUGGCCAGUAAUUGGCUCCAUGCUACACAUACAAGGUUUACCGUUGAGAACUGUAUUACGCAACCUGAGGAAGGAGUAUGGCAACAUGGCAAGCUUUGGCGUCUUUGGCACCGGGGUUUUGCUGGUCAGCGAUUUUUCCUUAAUUAAGGAGAUAUUCUCACACAAAGCGUCUAGAGACAGACCUCCGAUGAGCUUUACUACGACAAGGAACUAUCUGUUGUCUGACGGACAAGAAAGCAAUUUAGGUAUUAUUGGUGGGAACGGCGAUAAGUGGCAAGAACUGCGGAGGUUCGUACUGCGCCACCUUCGGGACUUCGGGUUCGGUAAGACCACCUGUGAACCUAUGAUCACGAAGGAGGUGACUGAGCUGAUGGACCACAUCCAGCAGCAGAAGGGUCAGCCCAUUCCCAUGAUGCGUCUGUUCAAUCUGUCUGUGGUGAACACCUUAUGGGGGAUGGUGAUGGGCAAGAGGUUUGCCUUCGACGAUGCCAAGGUGAACAAGCUCCUUGAAACCUUUCUGGAGCCGGCUCGAGCGAGCAAUUUUCAUCCCAUCUUCUUCAUUCCCGGGAUGUCAAAGGCGGUCAUCUACCUGCCCAUCUUAAGGCAUACCACGAAGUCACUCGAAAGAAUCGUCAGAUUCGUCAAGGAAGAAGUAGAUAAUUUCAUAUCCAAUGAAGACUGUGACGUCACACAUUCAUUCGCGUCUAUUUUUCUUAAAGAAAUGCAAAGGCAUGUCGGAGAAAAGUCUAUAUUCAACAUGCACGAGUUUACAGCGGUGAUAUUUGAUAUGUUUGCGGCCGGGAUGGACACCACGUCAAGCACCCUGACCAUGGGAGUGUACCUAAUAGCCAAGCACCCAGCCAUCCAGCAGAAAGUUCAGCAGGAGCUGGACGAGGUCCUCGGCAGGGACAGACUACCAAGCUACUCUGACGCAGACGCGCUGCCCUAUACACUCGCCACUAUACACGAGGUACAAAGGUACUUCUGCUUUACAGCUGUCGCCACUCACAGUGCUUCGGAAGACUGCAAGUUUGCAGGCUACGACAUUCCCAAAGGGACGGUGUUACUAGAGAACAUAGAGGCUGCCAUGACAGACCCUAAGUUAUGGAAGAACCCGCAGGAGUUUGACCCAGAAAACUUCCUCAACGCUGACGGAAAAUAUGUAAAGAAUCCGGCCUUCAUUCCUUAUGGAAUAGGAACACGGGUAUGCGCCGGGGAGCCUCAGGCCCGAAUGCAAGUUUUCCUCUUCCUCUCUUGCCUCUUCCAGCGCUUCACCUUCUCCAUCGUAGGUGAAGAGAUCCUUUUCAACAGCCCUACCAACUUCAACGCCCCCGCCAUCUACAGUACUGUAGCGCACCCGAGACCACCUCUGUAGGCCUCGUCUCCUGUGUAGCAACUAAAGUAGUGCAAGAGAUCUCUGCUGCCUGCAGUCCUGCAUCAGUAAACACUUCUGAAGAGUCCCUCAGCAGUUUCUACAAAGUCAUCUUAUAAAUAUUCACCUCCAAUAUUUCAAGGAAUUAACAGCAUCUAUACAUCUACUACAGGAAAUAACCAGGGUACGGGUGGGGUUAGAACUCAUGGCAAUGGAGUCGUAAAACUGAAGGCCAGUGCGUGAAUCACUAGGCCAGUGAUUUACUUGGCAUGAGUUCUAAUCCCACCCGUACCCUGUUUUAUUUUUUAUUUUUUUUUUACGAUUUGUUUGUUAUUACGAUUUCGUAAAACAUUACUACAGGAACUUAAAAUUUGAAGUCAACUUAACACU